AUGGGUUGCUGCAUUAGCUCCAACAACACAAAUGAUUCACCAAAUCACCACCAUUUUCCAUCAAACCCUGCUCACUCCGACAAAACCCAUCUCGACAACAGAGCUCCUCCUCUUUGUCCUGAAGAAGAAACUGUAAAAGAAGUUGUUCUUUCUGAAACUCGCUUGCCUAAACCAGAAUCGCCCUCUCCAAAUGAGACUGAACCUGAAACUCACACCCUCCACCACAUCCACAUACCCGUAAUUCACGAACCCAACACGGAAGCCAGAGAUUUGAUUUCGACCAACAAAAACGAACAAGAAAUAGAAAUUUCUCAAGCGUCUGAAAUAUGCAGCAUCACCGAGAGCUUCUCAAAUGCAACAACAACAACAACUGUAACAGAGACAAGAGAAGAUGAAGCAAUCAGCAAGUCCUCCACUCGCAGAUCUCCAGCUAAGGUAUCCAAAAAGCGUCCUUACACCGGAGAAAACUCGCGUGGGGUGAAAUCUACGGCGACAAGAGCGGAGGUGUCAAGGUCAGCUCAAGGGAGGACCAUGCCAUGUAAUGUGAGGUCGAGUUCACCGACGACUAGAACGGUGACGGGAGUGGGAAGGAGUUCGGGAAAGGUGGGUGCAAGAGCAGGCGUUCGUACUGACAAGUCAAAAGAAGAGAAGGAAGUUCAGAAAGAGGUAAACGACGACGCUUUGGAGAAUAAUAAUAACAUGGAGUCUGUUGACAAUCCUCAUGUUUCGUUGGAAUGCUUUAUUUUUCUGUGA
Messenger RNA from Mangifera indica (mango), 753 nucleotides. RefSeq lists its product as uncharacterized. The transcript has a single exon. Bases 1 to 753 code for a protein of 250 amino acids. Lineage: Eukaryota; Viridiplantae; Streptophyta; Magnoliopsida; Sapindales; Anacardiaceae. The record is from RefSeq and is a predicted model, not a curated record.